AGCCGGCCGGACACUGACAGCUCCGUCGCUCCCUUCCUCGGCUCAUCCCCGCAUCCCCACUUCCCUCCUCCGCUCGCUGGGAGCAGCAUCCUCUGCAGACCCUCGGUCCUCACGCCCGGGGUCGUCAGGCUCCGGCUGCUCAGUUUAAUUGCCUCCCCCUCCCCGACCAACCCCGGAACUUUCUCCGCCCGCGCCCGGGAGUGGGGGACUGCCUUGCCUGGGCGGGUGUCUACUGGGGUUCACUGGGGGGCAAUCCCCGGAGGAGGGCUUCAGAGUCCCGUCGCUCACGCAGCCUGUCCCCAGCGGGCCUGCCGUCGGGUCUCGAGUCCCCUCUCUUUCCCUUUCCCCCCGACCAUGACUGAAAUGAGCGAGAAGGAGAAUGAGCCGGAUGACGCGGCCACCCACACCCUCCCGGGGACCGUCUCCGCCCUCCAGGAAACCAAGCUGCAGCGGUUCAAACGCUCACUCUCGCUCAAGACCAUCCUCCGAAGCAAGAGUUUGGAGAACUUCUUCCUUCGCUCGGGCUCUGAGCUCAAGUGCCCAACCGAGGUGCUGCUGACGCCUCCAACCCCGCUGCCUCCUCCCUCCCCACCUGCAUCCACGGACAGGGGCCUGCCCACCCCGGCCCCCUCCCCCUGCCCUGUCCCACGCCCCCUGGCACCACUGAAACCAGUAAGGCUGCACAGCUUCCAGGAACACGUCUUCAAGAGAGCCAGCCCCUGUGAGCUGUGCCACCAGCUCAUUGUGGGAAACUCCAAGCAGGGCCUGCGAUGUAAGACAUGUAAAGUCAGUGUCCAUCUCUGGUGCUCUGAGGAGAUCUCCCACCAGCAAUGCCCAGGCAAGACGUCCACCUCCUUCCGCCGCAACUUCAGCUCCCCCCUUCUGGUGCAUGAGUCGCCAUCAGCCUGUGCCACCAGCAAAGAGUCUCCACCCACUGCAGGGGCCAGCGGGAAGGUGGACCCUGUCUACGAGACCCUGCGUUAUGGCACCUCCUUGGCACUGAUGAACCGCUCCAGCUUCAGCAGCACCUCUGAGUCCCCCACGCAGAGCCUGAGUGAACGGGAGGAGCUGACCGAGGAUGGGGAAGGCAGCAUCCGCAGCUCGGAGGAGGCUCCCAGCGACAGCGUAUUCACAGCCCCAGGUGACAGCGAAGGGUCAGGACCAGAGGAGAAGAGCCCUGGACAGCAGCCCCCCAAACCUCCCCUGCGGAAGGACGUGGGGCCCAUGUACUCCUAUGUUGCACUCUACAAGUUUCUGCCCCAGGAGCACAAUGACCUGGCCCUGCAGCCUGGAGAUCGGAUCAUGCUGGUGGAUGACUCGAAUGAAGACUGGUGGAAGGGCAAGAUUGGUGACCGGGUCGGCUUCUUCCCAGCCAAUUUUGUGCAGCGGGUGAGGCCAGGGGAGAACGUUUGGCGCUGCUGCCAACCCUUCUCCGGGAACAAGGAACAGGGCUACCUGAGCCUCAAGGAGAACCAGAUCUGCGUGGGCAUGGGCAGGAGCAAGGAUGCUGAAGGCUUCGUCCGCGUCAGCAGUGGCAAGAAGCGGGGCUUGGUGCCAGCCGACGCCCUGACCGAGAUCUGAGAGGAGCCAAGAAAACUCAGAUGCCACCCCUGCCCAUGCCUGGCCCUUGCUUCUGGCCCCGGGAGGGGAGCAGACACCCUCGUCCACACCCCCCCUCCGCUGCCUCUCUCCUAGGUGCCACUCGCCAUGGCUUGGGAGCCAUCCAUACUGAGGAAGUUUUCAUUUCCUGGGUGGGGGUGCCCUGAGUGGUUUCCUCCUCCGGGACUCGGGGAGCAAGGAAGAGAAAGUAGGAAGGAAUAGGGAAGCUCCAGAUGGGUCCACUCUGAGCCCAGGUACUCCAGUCCAGUGCCACGCAGAGCCCAGCCCUGGGGGAGCAUUUCUGGGGAGCUUCUCUGCUGCUUCUUCCAGAGCGUCUUCCCCUUGCCCCACACCCAUCUGCAUGCCCGACACCGCCCUCUCCCCAGAGGGCCUCUGCUUGGGUCUGUGUGUGUGUGUGACUGCAUAUGCCCCUCUGACAGCAGGGCCUUGGGAGGGGGCUUCCCGGGGUCCCUCAGCCCUCCACCCUGGGGUGGGAGGGGAUCCGGAUCCGGGGCUGUGGAAGCAUCCUGAGCCCACCCCCUGGUCUCCCCACCUUUGUCAUUCCAUCAGUUCUCAGGAAAGUGCUGCAGGAAUCUCUCCCAUUCCUUGAAAUCCAGGCCAGCAGAGGAGGGGAGGGCUGGGGUGCAGGGAGCAGGUGGCAAAUCCUUGACUGUCCCCUCAAGCGGAACGACUAGAGCAGAGCACAAAAGCAGCCUCACCCUACCCUUGUCCACUGGAAAAGGACACCUAUGAACAGUCUGAACACAGAAACCAAACUCAAAACAAAAAACUGGCCUACGCUUGGUCAGAAACCACUCUGUUUCACUGUCAGGAUUCCAGGUGUCCCUAGUUGUGCCGGAACCCCACCCCCAGAGGCUGGGAGAAACACCCCUCAACCCGGGCCAACGGACUGAUACUUCCUGUUCCUUGCCGGGCCUCACAGGCUGCCCCUGGGGCCCCAUCCUCAGAGCUGCCCUGCAGCGGCCCCUGCUCACCCCUCUUCCCGAGCUCUGCAGGGCAGGGCUGCUGUUUCAGGAGCUCCUUUUCUAGCUGCAUCUGCUUCCAUAUCCUGGACACAGAGCCCUGGGAGACCAAGGAGGACGGUGGGCUGAUCUGUUUGGCCACAAGGAACCCCUGGGGUGGGACACACACAGAGGACCCUCCCUUGCAGGCUGCUUUACUUUGGUGCCACCUUCCCCAAGCUCAGAGCCUCCUCUCAUGCCCUUGAUCACGCCAGCCAAUGCCACCCCCCAUCCUGGGCACAGUCUCUCCCUCUCUCUCUCUCUCUCUCUCUCUCUCUCUCUCUCUCUCUCUCUCACACACACACACACACACACACACACACACACACUGGGAGGGACACAGACUCCCCUAUCCAACAACCCCUGCCCCUUCUACCCUACAGAGGGGGCUCAAGCCACACUGCCCUGUUUGCUGCCAUGAGGUCCCCCCUAGCAAUAUCCCAGGGGCGGGCCCAGUGCCCACUGUACAUGAGGCUGCAUGAUGGGUCUGCUGGGGCAUUGCUCAGCCCCCAGACCCCUAAUUAAAUGUUUCUU
Choloepus didactylus (southern two-toed sloth) is the source of this 3155-nucleotide messenger RNA. It is a transcript of the gene STAC2, whose product is annotated as SH3 and cysteine rich domain 2. The transcript is spliced from 11 exons. Gene Ontology annotation, biological process: positive regulation of voltage-gated calcium channel activity; positive regulation of protein localization to plasma membrane; skeletal muscle contraction. The coding region runs from base 355 to 1581 and encodes 408 amino acids. Gene Ontology annotation, cellular component: extrinsic component of cytoplasmic side of plasma membrane. NCBI's taxonomy places the organism in Eukaryota, Metazoa, Chordata, Mammalia, Pilosa, Megalonychidae. Gene Ontology annotation, molecular function: protein binding. The record is from RefSeq and is a predicted model, not a curated record.